CACUUCCUGAAACACUUUCUUGAUUCGAAUAAACGAACAUUCAGUAUUUUAUUUAGUGCUCAUUUUACUGGAGUUUUUAAUGUACUAUUUACGCUUUUAUCUUUUUUUCUGUUCAGCUCCGUGUGUUUGUUUGCUCAAAGAGGGAAAUGGUGAUCAGGAGCCCUGCUUUUUCCUGAAAGGCCUCCAACCCUCGUUGUAUGUGGAGCUCAGCCAUAAGGGCUUUCACAGGGAGGUGGUGACCACCGUUGAGCUUGGCAGUGAGACUCCGGCGGAUGUCAGAGCUUUGUUGGUUUACAGGUGGCCCAGGGACGUCUAUGUGGACCCAUAUCAAGUUGCAUCUCUGAGUCAUCAACGUGGCUGGCAGAUGUUGUUUAAUACCGCUAUCGACCUAGAAGAGCCAGCCCACAGGACUUCAGAGUUUUCCACCUACGUGUUUCCCUCCCAUGCCGGACCAACUCCCAAUCCGCUAAAAGUAACAAUUCCUAUUCAUGGUCGCUACCACAAGCCCUCCUUUGAUGGGAAAACCUUUACUCCUGUUCACAUUGAACUUCCUGAGCUCCUGCUGUGGACUAAAAAGUGCACUCCAUUCCAAAGGUUGGAGCCACACACUGUCCUGGAUGCUCCGUGCACUGCCAGCAAUACCAGCAUCUGUUCAUGGGUUAAAAUCCAGAAUCCAAACAAGAACUCCGUCCCAAUGAGUUUACACCUUCCAGUUGGUGAUGGAUCUACAGUCAGGCUCAUUAGCACUGGGACUCUUGUAGUUACACUUAUCUGCUGUGUUGUUUUGUGUCACUCCAUGCUGAAGCAUCAACUCAGAUGACUAUCAUGGUUCCAUGUAAAACUGUAUCUUGUGUUGUAAGUUAAUUAAUAAACAAUAUUAUGACCAAACAUA
Messenger RNA from Oryzias latipes (Japanese medaka), 892 nucleotides. It is a transcript of the gene pigx, whose product is annotated as phosphatidylinositol glycan anchor biosynthesis, class X. The record is from RefSeq and is a predicted model, not a curated record. NCBI's taxonomy places the organism in Eukaryota, Metazoa, Chordata, Actinopteri, Beloniformes, Adrianichthyidae. Gene Ontology annotation, biological process: GPI anchor biosynthetic process. Gene Ontology annotation, cellular component: endoplasmic reticulum membrane.